This is a messenger RNA of Anoplopoma fimbria (sablefish), 1136 nucleotides long. Its product is annotated as 5-hydroxyisourate hydrolase-like. The transcript has 4 exons. Gene Ontology annotation, biological process: purine nucleobase metabolic process. Gene Ontology annotation, molecular function: hydroxyisourate hydrolase activity. The record is from RefSeq and is a predicted model, not a curated record. The coding region runs from base 26 to 460 and encodes 144 amino acids. NCBI's taxonomy places the organism in Eukaryota, Metazoa, Chordata, Actinopteri, Perciformes, Anoplopomatidae.
UUUGAGCAGUGGGACGUGUGCAGCGAUGGCUCAACUGGUUGGACUGGUUUAUUUGGGAACUGAUCUGGCUGCAGCAGAGAGGCGUGCUCACACAGAGAUCAUGGCAGCAGCAGAGUCCAGCCCUCUGACCACUCACGUGCUGAACACCGGAGACGGCGUCCCGGCGGCCAGGAUGGCCCUCAGCCUCCACCGGCUCGACUCCAAGCAGAUGAUCUGGAGCAUGCUGACCGUCGGGACAACAAAUGAAGAUGGCCGCUGCUCAGGACUCAUCGGCCGAGAAGCGUUGGUCCCCGGCAUGUACAAGCUUCGCUUUGAGACGGGUUCAUACUGGGAGAAUCUGAACCAGACCUCCUUUUACCCGUAUGUAGAGGUUGUGUUUACCAUCACCGACCCGGAGCAGAGGUUCCACGUCCCUCUGCUGAUGAGCCGGUUCUCCUACAGCACCUACAGAGGAAGCUGAGCUCAGAGGACGACCGGCUGCAGCUUCAACACUCCAGCGAUGGAGAGACAGAGACAGAGAGUAGAUUUAUUGCAAAUGUUGGGGUGAUAUGAGCAUUUUAAUCCUCAUCAUCUUUAAUUUAAGUGCAUUUUUCAUUGUGACUGACAUUAAAAGUUUUACAGAAUAUGUCCUGUGUAUCAAUACAAAGAGUGUAAGCAGCUGAAAAUACAGCUGAAAUGAUUGGUUGAUUAGAUUGUUCUAUUUCAAUUUGUUUUAAUAAUUAUUUGAAGACAUUUUAUUUAUUAUAUUCCUUUAUUCCUUUAUUGAUCCCCAUGGGGGAAAUUCAAGUGUUGCAGCUGCUCAACUACACAGACAGACAAUAAAUACACAUACUAUACAACAUUUCCAGCAGAAAUGCCAAAUAUUUACUGGUUUAAGUUUCUUCACUGUCUUGUAUUAUAGUAAAUAAAAAAUAUAGGUUUUUUUGACUGUUGAUCAGACUAAACAAGCAAUUUGAAGACUUAACCAUUAGCUGUGGGGAAUUUGUAUGGAUGUUUUCCACUAUUAUUUAACUAUUUGAUUUAUGUAUAAGAAUAAUUCACGUUUUAAUAAAUGUAUUUAUUUAUUAAUUAAUAAGGAGAAAAAAAGUAAUUGUCAGAUUAAUCAACUAUGAAAAUAAAACAUACUUUUGUAACAA